CACGUCCGCCGUCCGGAACGUGAGCUACUCUCUCGUGAGCUAGGUCGAGCUCGGCUCGUUGCCCUUUGUCUCGUUUUUGUAUUUGAUCCGUGACCUUUUUACACUGUCGUUUUAACAUAAAAGGACCCAGAAGCCCUUUGUAAUAUUUCUAUGUAUACGCAUAUAUCGGCGCGUGCUGGUAAUCGUAGACUUCGGCUAUAAAUUCCGCAACCGAGCGCGAGAGCGAAAAAAGCAGAGUCCGGGAUCACGCGAGGAUAUUCCUACUAACAAAUGUUGCUUUGAACACUUGGUCGUGUUGAAUUGCCGCCGGUGAACUCGUGUUAAGAUGGAGGUGAAGGUGGUGGUGAUGGCAGCUCUGCUGGGGAUAGUCUCAGUCUGCAACGCUCAACUAGAUGGUAAUGAAUGUACUAAGGCAUCAGCUCAGUCUUGUGGAGAAUGUAUUCAGGUUGGAGAGAUGUGUGGGUGGUGCAGCACAGAAGCGUUUCUGAAGCAGGGGGAGUCGAAGUCAGCACGCUGUGAUGAGAUCAAGGCUCUGGAGAGUAAGGGCUGUUCCAAAGUAGAAAACCCACGCGGAAAUAUCACCAUCGACGAGAACAAACCCGUCACCAACCGCAAGAAAGACGGGUCGGAGAAGCUGAAGCCAGACCAGAUCACCCAGAUUCAGCCUCAGAAACUCACACUCAAGCUGAGAGCAGGUGAACAGCAGAAGUUUUCUCUGAGGUUCAAACGUGCUGAGGAUUACCCCAUUGACAUGUACUAUCUGAUGGACCUCAGUUACUCCAUGAAAGAUGAUUUGGAGAAUGUGAAGAACUUGGGAACAGACUUGAUGCAUGAAAUGCAGACCAUCACAUCAGACUUCAGGAUUGGGUUUGGUUCCUUUGUGGAGAAGACUGUAAUGCCCUACAUCAGCACGACGCCAGCCAAGCUUCUGAACCCCUGCACCUCGGAUCAGAACUGCACCAGUCCCUUCAGCUACAAGAACGUGCUGAGUCUGACUGAGGACGGGAAACGUUUCAACACCCUGGUCAGCCAGCAGCAGAUCUCCGGAAACCUGGACUCUCCAGAGGGGGGCUUUGACGCCAUCAUGCAGGUCGCUGUGUGUGGGGAGCAGAUAGGCUGGAGGAAUGUGACUCGACUGCUAGUCUUCUCGACGGACGCUGGUUUCCACUUCGCUGGAGAUGGGAAACUAGGCGGCAUUGUGCUUCCCAAUGAUGGGAAAUGUCACUUGACGAACAACAUGUACACAAUGAGCCACUACUAUGACUACCCUUCCAUCGCCCACCUUGUCCAGAAGCUGAGUGACAACAAUAUUCAGACCAUAUUUGCAGUGACUGAAGAGUUCCAGCCGGUCUAUAAAGAGCUUAAGAACCUCAUUCCCAAGUCUGCUGUAGGAACACUGUCUGCAAACUCCAGCAAUGUGAUCAAGCUGAUUAUCGAUGCUUACAAUUCUCUGUCCUCUGAGGUGAUUCUGGAGAACAGUAAGCUCCCUGAGGGAGUGUCCAUCUCAUAUGUGUCUCACUGCAAGAACGGAGUGAGUGAGACAGGAGACAACGGACGAAAGUGCUCCAACAUCUCAAUUGGUGAUGAGGUGCUCUUUGAUGUAGCCAUCACUGCCAAGGGCUGUCCAUCUCCUGGGAAAUCUGAGACCAUAAAGAUUAAACCACUGGGCUUCAACGAGGAGGUUGUGGUUGUCCUCAACUUCAUUUGUGAGUGCGAGUGUCACAAAUCGGGAAUUCCCAACAGUCCAGAUUGUCACUUUGGUAAUGGAACCCUGGAGUGCGGGGCAUGCAGGUGCAAUGAGGGUCGUAUUGGAAGGGUUUGUGAGUGUAGCAAAGACGACGUCAGGACAGAAGAUCUGGACGCUAACUGCAGAAUGGACAAUGGCACAGACAUCUGCAGUAAUAACGGAGACUGCGUCUGUGGGACGUGUGAGUGUAAGAAGAGAGACAACCCAGAGGAGCGGUAUGAGGGGAAGUACUGCGAGUGUGACAACUUCAACUGUGACCGCUCCAACAACAAACUCUGUGGAGGUCAUGGUCGGUGUGUGUGCAGGAAAUGUGUGUGUGACGCUAACUACACAGGCAGUGCAUGUGACUGUCCUCUGGACAAACAGCCAUGUAUGGCUAGUAACGGACAGGAGUGUAACGGUCGAGGACAGUGCGAAUGCGGUGUGUGUAAAUGCACCGACACAAAAUUCCAGGGCCCCACCUGUGAGAUCUGCCCCACCUGUCCAGGAGUCUGCGCUGAGCACAAAAACUGUGUCCAGUGCCUGGCAUUUAAGAGUGGAGAGCUGAAGGACGUGUGUGAAUCCACAUGCAAGAACUUCAAACCCAUCCUGGUGAAGAAGAAGGAAGACCUUCCUCAGCCAAACAGCCAACCCUUCCUCACACACUGCAAAGAGCGCGACGCCAAUGACUGCUGGUUCUUCUUCACCUACGCCACCAAGAAUAACACUACUGAAGUCUACGUGGUAGAGGAGCUGGAAUGCCCGGCUGGUCCCGACAUCAUCCCCAUCGUAGCAGGCUUGGUCGCGGGCAUUGUUCUGAUUGGUCUGGCCCUGCUUCUCAUCUGGAAACUGCUUAUGAUUAUUCAUGACCGCAGAGAGUUCGCAAAGUUUGAGAAAGAGAAGAUGAACGCCAAGUGGGAUACACAAGAGAAUCCGAUAUACCGGAGCCCUAUUAAUAAGUUCCAGAACCCCGGUUAUGGACACAGAAGCGGGGCGCUCUGAGCUACAGGUGAAAAUCCCAUCUAUAAGAGUGCCGUUACCACAGUGGUCAAUCCCAAAUACGAGGGGAAGUGAUGCAUGAACUGGCCAACCACAACACUGUAUGCAAAUGAGGAGAAAAGGAGGCGGUGCUUGAUCUGUUUUUUAUUUUUUUGUGACUCAUUUUGAAUCACUUUUGUUAGCUGAGCGUUUUUCACAACAUUGUUCUACUAAUCUGUAUUUCUAUGCAUUAUGUACAGUGUGUAUAAACUUGAGUUUUUACUUGUGGAAUGUUUCAAAUGUUUUAGUUCAACCCUUUUUUUCUGAGUGUGUGUUGCCACAGGACUGGCUGUGCUCUCGUGAAGGUGUGAGCUUGGCCUUCUGAACUUCUCUCACAACACUGUUUCCUAGUCCUGCUCACUACAGCGCCCCACUGUCUUAGCCGCUCGCUGUUUAGCUAACGAAGCCCUCUGGAGGCUGCAGGGUCAGGGGUCUCCAGGAGCAGGAUGGAGAAACACUGCGCUUGGGGUUUUCAGGACAAAUGGAGUUCUCCUGUGAGGGGGAGCCUUUACACUGGCCUCCAAACACUGGUCCAGGCCUGCUGGACGGAAACGUCCCUUUAAUCGACACUGGGACCUUCAACACUGCUAGUUCCACUUUGUAAUGGAGGUUACUGGUCAUGUGUGUUUCUGUGCUCUGAACAAAAGCCUGGCUUGUGUUGAGCACAAUGUUCUCCUUCUCUGGUGUAGCUGGGUGGAGAGGGUGUGGUGGCGUGUUCAUCCUGGAACAGAGGCUCCCACCUCAGCCCCCAGACAACCCCAGUAGUUGUUCUCCAGCUUUCUACGCAGCUGAGGUCGUGUGGCCCACCUGGCCUGGGUGAGGAACCUGUUCUCUGAGGAACUUGGUUCUGGACCUGGUUCUGGUCCUGCUUCUGGACAUGGCUCUAUAGCUGCUCAUGCCUGCAUUGGUUUGCAAGCUCUGCCGUUUGAACCUGCGUUCAGGAAGUUUGAGUGACUGCUGCAUGUGGAUGCACUCUGAGAUGUACUCGAGUUUUCAGGAGUUUUAUAUAUUUGUAGAUUCAUUUUAUGUUUAAAAUAUAAAGACCCUGAAUAGCCAAUCAUUCUGAACUUAGUCAUAGUUUUAAAUUAGCGGAUUCUAGUUUGAUUGUUAAGCAUGACGGUGUUAUGUCUGCCAUCUCAUUUUACAGACUAGAGGCCGAACACUUUAAUUCUGAUUUUUGACCACUUGUAAAGUCCGAGUGCAUCUGUGUGCCGUCGACACGAGUGAUUGGUUUUCUGAAUGUGUGUGAUGCUUGAUUUGAGUUUCACAGAUGAAAGUGCUGCACUGUGAGGAGCGCAUGUGCUGGGGGUUGUCAUGGUUUUGAAUUGAAUUGAGUUUGCUUUUGAAUUUGCGCAUAAACCUCAGGUUUCUAGCUCCUCUUAGACUAUGAAAGCCAAAUAUUUCCUGCGUUCUAUGCACUAGUGAGGAGCAUCAUUCUGAACAGGCCGUGCUGUUCCGCGGCUGAACCGGACUGGGAGCUCGCUGACUUUGAAAUGUUUUUCUGUCCUUGAUGACCUCACAUCAGCAACAGGAAAGGUGCAGUCGGACUGUUAUGACCUCACUGCUGACGACAUCAUUAAGAGCCCAAUGUUGUUGAGAAGGACCUCUCAUUCUUACUGUCUUUUAAUGCUGUUUAAAUCACACGCCUCACAGACUGCCUUUAAGUGCCUGUUUAUUUCUACAUCAUAUUCACUCUCACAAUCUGUUUCAAAAGUUAUUUAUUAAAAUAAAGAUCCAAAUCAACAAA
Messenger RNA from Electrophorus electricus (electric eel), 4511 nucleotides. Its product is annotated as integrin beta-1-like. Lineage: Eukaryota; Metazoa; Chordata; Actinopteri; Gymnotiformes; Gymnotidae. The record is from RefSeq and is a predicted model, not a curated record. Gene Ontology annotation, biological process: integrin-mediated signaling pathway; cell-matrix adhesion; cell adhesion mediated by integrin. Gene Ontology annotation, cellular component: focal adhesion; integrin complex; cell surface. Gene Ontology annotation, molecular function: protein kinase binding; fibronectin binding; integrin binding.